CACUUCAGUGCGUCGCCCGGCGCGCCCGCGGUGGCCCGGUGUUUGUUUGAGCGCUGUGUGACCUGUAUCGCAGCACGGCUCCUUGCCCGAUAGAGGCCGGCCACUGGUCAGUGGGGAGAUAGUGCUCAGCGAUGGGCGCACGGCUCUGUGUGCGGUACGGCCUGUCGUGUCUGGUGCGUUACGACGGUGCGGAGCGACCGGUCGUAGCGGCGGGCGCAGUACGACGGUGCGGUACGAUUGAUGGUGUGUCGUGUUGAGAAGGGUGGACGUGCAGCCGAGGACGGAGCUGUGAGCUGUGCCCACAUUGCCGCCGUGGACCUCACCGGUGCCUCGAAACGGGACACUGCUCGGGGCCAGGCAGUCUUAGAGUGCUGUGGGAGUGACUGUGUGCUCCUGGUUUUCUGAUUGAGAGUGACCGCUGCAAGUACCCAACUGAGCGGAACCUGACGAUGGGCGGUACAUAUUACAUUGUCCUGUGAAACUGCCAGCUUCGAGAGCUGCUGGACCACCGCGGCUGACCCCAACGCCGCCAGUGCGCGGCGGACGCUCCGUGUCGCUCACUCCUCGGAGUGAGCAGCGACAGCCCGCCACCAUGUGUCUCCAACAACAGCCGCUCAUUCAGGAGCGUCUGCUACUGCAGCCCCUGGGCGGUGACGAGUCUCCGCCCGCCUCCGCCUCCGCCCCCGCCGACACAGCCUCCGGCCGGCCGGAGAGCGGCUCCUCGUGGCUGUCAUGGCUGUGGUCUCUCCUCUGCUGCCUGCCGAGCCCCGUGACGCUGCUGAAGGAGGCUUAUGUACGCUGGUACGAUGCUCGCGCGCGGCGGCGCUUCCUGCGUCGCCAGCGGCGUUGGCAGGAGGAUUGUGCGGCCAUGGCGGCCGCUGAGGCCGAGCGGGGACACCUGGUGCCCGGGGACGGACGGAUGUCGGAAGGACCGGGCGCAGAUGACGGAGAUAUGCGCUCGCCGACCGGUGGCGCCCCUGGCGGCGGCCCGCUGAACUCUGCCGGCCUGCAGGAGCGGCUGGCUGAGAACCGCCGUCAGCUGGCGGCUCUCGGCUCCCAGCCGGACCCCGAGCUGGCCCAGUACCUGGAGGACGAGCGGGUGGCGCUCAUGCUGCAGAAUGACGAGUUCAUGGACGAGCUGCGCAGGAACCGAGAGUUCAUGGACGCGCUCGAUGUUGACACCGCCCAUUUAGACGGUCCCCAGUGGCGUGACUACGAAUCGCUGGACGAGCCGGGUCGGCCGGCCGCAGGCGGGGACGGGCCGCCCUUCACCAAGUACCCAGACGACGAGGCCUUCAGGGAGCGGCUCAAACACAUGGGAAAAGCCUCUCGGAAGAAGUUCUCGCAGCUGGCGCGGCUGUUUCACUUUAACCGGAGGGGCGGCGCCCGUCACCUGUUGGCACCCGGCGCCGCUCCCAGUGGCGACCAGCUUCUGCUCGUGGAGGACCCACUCACUGAGGAGGACCUCAACUCCGAGCCCAGCUCGUCACCGGCGCCGCCGUUCGUGGACCGUCACUCGGUGCAGACCAGCUCACCGGGCGGGCGCAAUCGGACCGGAGGAGACCAGAUGGUCUGAGGGGUCCCGAGACCAGCUGGUCUGAGCCGUCCUCGGACCCGGAGACCGGCUGGCCUGAGCCGUCCUCGGACCCGGAGACCCGCUGGUGGUCUGAGCGGCUCCCAGACCCCGGGUCCAGUCAGACCGCAGUCCCAGACCAGCGAGUCUGAGUGGCCCCAGCGUCGGAUCAGCGGUAACCAGCUGGUCGAGUGGUCUCCAAUACCUACUGGCCUCUGGGACCAUCUGGCCCCAUAGACCAGUGGGUCGAAGUGGUCCCGCAGGCCAGCCGGACCGACUCGUCCCGGGACCGGAGCCACCGAGACGUGUCAAGUCUGCUAGCGACGCGAGCGGGGUCGGCGGCGGCGGGCGGGUCAGCCACGAGGCAACACCCGCGGGUAACGGGCGCAGCUUCCGUGUGGCACGUGUGUUAUCAAUGGCCAACCGAGAGGCUCUGAAUUAUUACUGAAGGGGCGUGCGGGUCAGUGCAUGUUUUGAGAGCGACUUGUAGUUGUUUGGAGGCAGUAUUGUUUGUGAAAAUGAUAUGAAGGCGCUGUGAAUUCUGCUGCCUACCGUUUUGUUGAUGAUUUUUGCGUCGGUUUACAUGUCUUCGGUUAAUUGAAGGCAAAUGAGCCAUAUUUGGGUUAAUGAUAUGCCUAUUUGAUAGUGCAUGCGUAGUAAUAUUGUUUUAUUCUUGGAGUGGUUUAUUUAGUGAUUUCUUGAGUUGUGAGUUUUGUGGAUGCAGUUUCGGGUAUACUGAAAAUUUUGGCAGCUACCUGCAAAUCGCAACGUGUCUGUGCAAUACUGAUCAAGCAGUUGCUUCCAGUUGUUGAACGUGUGAAUAAGUGUUCAGGUGUAUGGUUGUGCGCAAGCAGAACGUCCUUUGGGAGGAUGCCUUUGUGGUCAGUAUGGUGUCGUGUGGUGGACGGGGCGCGGUCAGUCUGGGAGGGACCGCCGGUAUAUACAGCGGUGUGUGCGUGUAUUGCCUCUGUAUACCUGUAUACCGCCUGUAUCACCGCCCUGUUAAUCGGGCCGUGAGGGAUGUGAGGGCCGCUCACUGAGCUGCACCGCGGCCACGCAGUGGGUUCACUUACACCCGUGUGGUGCCCAGCGCGGCGGCUGGUCUUGUGCGUCGACCGGCCCAUUUGCCACACCCCAUUUAUUGGUGUGCGCUGCGCUGAGGCCGCCACCCCUCCAUUUAUCGCCGUAGUGAGUGUAUAUCGGCCGGCGCACGGCCGUUCCCAGUGCCUGCGACGGUCUGUGUGCCGGGCGGUCCCACUGUCGUACCGUCCCAGCAGGGCCGCCCGCCGGCCGUCCCACGUGUACCGCCCUCGUAUAACGCCCACGCGCACCGCCACGGACGUAUAUAUCAAACGCAAAACGCAAUAUAUUCCCAUGUAUACUGUAUGCUGUGAAUGGUUGAACUCGAACAAUACACAUCAAUGCGUAUUCAGAU
Amphibalanus amphitrite is the source of this 3008-nucleotide messenger RNA. RefSeq names its product CUE domain-containing protein 1-like. Gene Ontology annotation, molecular function: ubiquitin binding. The record is from RefSeq and is a predicted model, not a curated record. The coding region runs from base 593 to 1576 and encodes 327 amino acids. The transcript has 6 exons. NCBI's taxonomy places the organism in Eukaryota, Metazoa, Arthropoda, Thecostraca, Balanomorpha, Balanidae.